GGCUACAUGGCGGAACAGGAGAGCGGCAUGGGCAACAUGAUGGCGCGGCAAACGUUCCGGACGCACCGCAGUUUUGUGACACACGUGUUUGAUAAACAUGAGAAUGAAGUGCUUCGGUUUCACCGUCCGUUCGCAUGGAUCAAUUCUCGCAUCCGCGUGUAUGACCCUCUUGAUGUGGCUACAGGCGUCCAUUCAUCAUCCACCGCGCUCCAGACAAACUCGGCCGGAUCGCUGGUCCAGACUGCAGGAGACUCCAAUACCCGCGUCUCAUCGUUAGGACUCGACGAUAUGCGGGUUAUCGGAGAGGCCCAGCAGCAAUGGGCUCCAUUACGACGGAAAUACAACCUUUUCACAUAUCGUCCCUCGCCAAACCCAGCGACAGAAAUGAAAACAGAGAAGUUUCCAUUGAACCAAACAGGCUUGUCCAAUUCGCAGCAGAUGCAACUGGUGCAGUCGUCUCAGAACGAUCAAGACAAGGACUCAUACCACCAGUUCGCGCACGUAGAUGAGCCCUUUCUGUCCUGGGACUUCGGUUUACGGUCUGCCAAUAGCCAGCUGAUCGGUUCUGUGAACCGCAAUUUCGCUGGUUUUGCCCGGGAGUUCUUCACGGACACGGGUGUCUAUGCUCUUCGAAUGGACUCUGCUUCAUCCAACGCUUCUAGCGAAGAGGUCCUCGACAAGAACAGCACGACUCCUGGUAUGACAAUUGACCAGCGUGCCAUUAUGUUGGCCACCGCGGUAAGCAUCGAUUUCGACUAUUUCAGUCGCCAUAGCAAUUCGGGCGGGCUUGGUUUCAUGCCCCUCUGGAUCCCUGGGUUUGGCGGCGAGGCGGCUGCCGGGGGCGCCGCCGCCGGUGGAAUGGCCGAUGGCGCAGCAGCAGGUGUAGCAGGGGCGGGCGCAAUGGCCGGCUAUGAAGCCAUGUCCCGCGGGACUGGAGGAAACCAGCCUGCCCCGGACCAGCAAUCGCCGCCUACCGACCAACAGCCGCCAACGUCGGGUCAAACGGGCCCUUAUGGGGAUGUUUGGGGGGAGGAGCCGGAUCAACAUUGGGGCCAAGAAGAGAACCCAUGGGCAGAUGAAGCAGACGAGGGCGAGGGAGGCGGCGAUGAUUUUGAUUGGUUUUAAUCGCACGGAAGUUACCAUCAGUCACGCGACCACCCGUAAUGAAGGUUGAAAGGUGGUGCCUAUCCGGACGCCACUGUUCACUUGCUCUAGUUAGGGAAAGGGACUAGUGGUGAUAAAAACUGCCGAAAGGCUGAAACAAAGGCAUUAAGGUUGCCGAUGUGACGGGAAUUGCAUGACCGAGAUGAGUAGAUCUCUCUGAGUCUCGAAAUUACAGUUGGAAGUGUAUGUUAGGGACCUCGGUGUCUUUAUAGAAGACAGCGACCCUUAUGUAAUAUAAAAAGCAGUGAACUCUCCA
Aspergillus sclerotioniger CBS 115572 is the source of this 1420-nucleotide messenger RNA. RefSeq names its product scramblase family protein. The record is from RefSeq and is a predicted model, not a curated record. The coding region runs from base 7 to 1125 and encodes 372 amino acids. Lineage: Eukaryota; Fungi; Ascomycota; Eurotiomycetes; Eurotiales; Aspergillaceae. The transcript is spliced from 2 exons. Gene Ontology annotation, molecular function: phospholipid scramblase activity. Gene Ontology annotation, biological process: plasma membrane phospholipid scrambling. Gene Ontology annotation, cellular component: plasma membrane.